Brassica oleracea var. oleracea is the source of this 1362-nucleotide messenger RNA. RefSeq names its product protein STRICTOSIDINE SYNTHASE-LIKE 9. Gene Ontology annotation, molecular function: strictosidine synthase activity. Gene Ontology annotation, biological process: biosynthetic process. The transcript is spliced from 3 exons. The record is from RefSeq and is a predicted model, not a curated record. NCBI's taxonomy places the organism in Eukaryota, Viridiplantae, Streptophyta, Magnoliopsida, Brassicales, Brassicaceae. The coding region runs from base 51 to 1160 and encodes 369 amino acids.
CGUACACGUCUCUUCAAGUUCAACAGACGUAUUUUUCUCCGGUAAAACAAAUGCCGACUAGUCAGAAAGCUCCGGCUUGGGCCAUUGCGGCUGUUUUGGCCGUCUUUGCCGUAAUAGCAUAUCAGAUUUUAUUUGCGCCUGAUGAUUUAAAGGGCACGAAGAAUAUAUUGCCAAUGGCUAAGACUAUACCACUUCCUGUUGAUGGACCAGAAAGCAUUGAGUGGGAUCCACAAGGGGAAGGUCCUUAUGCUGCGGUUGUGGACGGCCGUAUUCUCAAGUGGCGCGGCCAUGAUCUUGGUUGGGUCGAGUUUGCAUACACAUCUCCUCUCAGGGGAAACUGUUCACGGCAUGAGGUAGUGCCUACUUGUGGAAGGCCACUAGGACUCAGUUUCGAGAAAAAAACAGGAGAUUUGUACAUCUGUGAUGGUUACCUUGGGGUGAUGAAGGUUGGACCAGAGGGAGGUCUGGCUGAGUUGGUAGUGGACCACGCUGAAGGUCGCAAAGUAAUGUUUGCGAACCAGAUGGAUAUAGACGAAGAGGAAGAUGUCUUGUACUUUAAUGACAGUAGUGACAAGUAUCAUUUCAGGGAAGUAUUUUACGUGAUUUUUAACGGAGAGCGGUCGGGGAGAGUGAUCAGAUUCAACAAGAUGACCAAAGAGGCCAAAGUUGUCAUGGAUAAUCUCCGUUGCAACAAUGGUUUGGCUCUAAACAAAGAUAGGUCAUUCUUAAUCACAUGUGAGUCUGCCACUGGUCUUGUCCAUCGAUAUUGGAUCAAAGGUCCUAAAGCAGGGACCCGAGAUAUCUUCUCCAAGGUCCCAGGCUAUCCUGACAACAUCCGUUUGACACCAACGGGAGAUUUUUGGCUUGGCAUACAUUGUAAGAAAAAUCUGAUAGGGAGAUUGAUGCUAAAUAAUAAGUGGCUAGGGAAGCUGGUUGAAAAGACGGUGCCGUUGAACUUCUUGAUUGGGGAGAUGCAUGGGUUUAGGCAGCAAGGGAUCGCCGUGAAAAUCUCCGGGGAGACAGGGGAGGUACUUGAGAUACUUGAGGACAAAGAAGGGAAGCACAUGCAGUAUGUGAGUGAGGCUUAUGAGAGAGAUGAUGGUAAGCUUUGGUUUGGGUCUGUUUUCUCGCCUGCCGUAUGGGUUCUUGAUCGCAAGUGAGUAGUUUCGUUUGUUGUAAGGUAGUGAUGUGUUUGUGGAGUAGUUGCAUCAUUUUACCUGCCUUCCACUUUUAUGUGUCUGUUUCCUUUCUAUAUAAAUAAAACACGGAUUCAAACACAAAUAAGUUAAUUUUGAAAUCAGUGUGAACAUGUAUUGAUUUCUACGCUUGAUUAUCUAUUAGUUUGAUGACCAAUCUUUGAUG